Molecule: messenger RNA, 1730 nt
Organism: Botrytis porri
Lineage: Eukaryota; Fungi; Ascomycota; Leotiomycetes; Helotiales; Sclerotiniaceae
Exons: 3
Coding region: 333-986 (217 amino acids)
Cellular component (GO): membrane
Source: RefSeq, a predicted model, not a curated record
CCAAGUAAGGAAGCAAACCAGUAUUGCAACCCAAGCGACGAUCGACAAAAAGGUGGAAGUGAGAAAUAUGCAAGAGGGAGUGAGGCUGAAAAAUGCCAUGCCAUGCACCUUCCCGCCCUCUCGUGUCACGAGGGACUCAGGUAGGUACGAAGGGAUAGAUAUUUGAGCAGACGAUUUUCCAUUCAAAUAUGAAGUUUUGGUAGAUUACUUUUCAAAUUCGUGGAUUCUCUCGCUGUCACAUCAAUAUUCUUAUUCGUAUAUUUUAAGCUUGAAUACUGUACCACGAUAAAGAAGUCUUCGAGUGGAAUCAAGCAUAUCCAAAAACUUCCACAAUGACUGCCGCGAAUACAACUCAUAUUCCUGGUGCGAGGGGUGCUUUACUUGGACUUCGCAUUGCACAAUUGGCGCUUGCAGUGAUUAUACUUGCGCUUUCGUCGUAUGGAGUUUACUGGCUUGUAUAUGAUGGAGAUGCACUUACAUUGGCUUCGGCCGCCAUCUCGAUUGUUAUUUGUGUCUAUGUGAUAGUAGCAAGCACCGGCGCACCGGUCAUGUAUAACUACUGGGCGAUACUCGGUCUGGACAUUAUCGCCGUGAUACUUUGGGCGGUAUCAUUCCCGAUUCUCGCCUCGCAAAUCGCAAGUGCCAUUACUGUCGAAGAUACUUGCGACUCAUAUUACUAUUGUUACUACUACAAAAACAAACGUGAAAUAGGUCUUCAGAAGCGUGCAGAGACCACUUGGGAGACAUAUAAGAAUGUGAUGAUUGCAACAUCUGCAUUGGGCGGGCUUGAAUUUGUACUUUUUGCGAUUACACUUAUCAUGCUCGGCAUUAAUCUUCAUCGACAUCGCAGUGCGGGAGGUCAUUGCCAACCUGGUGCUGCAGAUCCUAGACAGGUCGAUUUUGAAGAGAAGCAACAGCGUACUGUUACUGCGCCUGCGGAGCAAAGUCAACCUGAGGUCUAUAAUCCACCAGUCAUCCACCACUAGAUGUACCCACGACCCUGGUAUACUCAGAAGGAAAUGAAGAUAAAGGAAAGAGUGUCAAGGCUAGGAGAGGAUGUAUACGACGGAGUACGAAGUUCUGAUCGAGCUGUUGGAUGAUACCCGAAUAUUUCUUUCGUGUGUAUAAUGUUUUGAACGAAUAGGAUAAUAAGACUGUACUAGAGAAUGAGAAUUGCGAAUUGUAUGAAGCUUUUAACACGAUAUGGCCUGUUCCGUAUUGAUCACUUGAACCCGAGUGACACGAACCACUAAGAAGUUCCAGAAAGUAAGCUUUGAAUUAAGACUUAGUUCCGAAGAGACUUCGGAGAUUCCCAAUCCCCAUAUGCUCAAUGAUCCAGAAUCAUUAGUCCUUCACUAAAAGACUAGAUUCCGCAAUCACAAAGAAAAAUGUACCGAAUCUAUUCUUAUCCUUCAACAAACAGAAGUGAUAUGAAUACUAAUACCAGUGGGUAGCUCAAUAACAUCACACCAAAACAACUAUUCUCCACCUCACAGCCAACUUUUCCGUGGCAGAUCAGGAUGAUGUCUAGCUAGCUACUAGGUAGUUUGCUGACAAUUAGACCGUGACUCGAAGUAUCACCUAAAAAGUUCGGUGAUGACUCAGAUUAUUUAGAAUCACAGGACUAAUUAGGUGGCUCAGGACUAGACUAGGUAGACAUAAUAGUCUAAGAAAAAUGAUGUAUUAAUAACCUAGAAGAAUUAAUUCGAAAGUAUUACUUUACCAGAAUC